Molecule: messenger RNA, 815 nt
Organism: Drosophila miranda
Lineage: Eukaryota; Metazoa; Arthropoda; Insecta; Diptera; Drosophilidae
Exons: 3
Coding region: 16-441 (141 amino acids)
Source: RefSeq, a predicted model, not a curated record
AGGUUAAUUUGUGGAAUGUACCCUAGUGGAAGCGGGGUAUUUCUCUAUUUGAUUUCACCGACUGAUCCGUUGCCAAAAACCAUUUGUAGAACAUGCUUACAUCGUGUAGAGCAACAUUAUUCUCUUUUAAUGCGGCUUACACGAAUGCGAGAGGAGCGAAAAAUUCAAUUUUUUGAGUACAAGUCACGCAGAGAAAUGGCAAAUUCAUCAAUAUCCAGCGUGGAAGGCUCUGAUGAGGAAGAUAACUUAGCAGAACCCGCAGACAAAACAAAUGGCCGACCUGGAAAACAGACCUCCGAGUCCAUUCGAUCAAAAAAUACGGUCAUAGCUCAUCGAAACAAUAAUGAAACCCACGAUGAGAGUGGGUCUGGUUCAAGGAUUAGAGACGGUAAAGGGUCUGGAAACAGUGGGACAGGACAUACCACUCCAACAUUAACGUAAAUUGAUGACUGUCAAACAAGUCAAUGGUUUAAAUAAUACUAUAUGUAUAUAAACUUAUUAAUAUAUAAAAACAUAUAUGUGAAAGUAUAAUUUUAGCCAUUAAAGGAAAUCGAUCAACUUAUUUAUAUCUAUUAAACAUUUAAAACCAAAAAAAGGCUGGGUAGCUUGUGCUGUCCACAAUAUUUGAUACUGCUCUUACAAAUUGAUCAUUCAAAUAAAAGCUAAAUCAUAUAAAACUUACUUUUAAAUUACAACUCGAAAAUUUUCGAGCAAUUACAAAAAAGUAUUGCAAAAUUAUAUCGAGACAGUUUAAGCUGAAAGUUGUAAGAUUGGUCGGAUUAUCUUAAGUAAUAAAUAAUUUUUUCUCUCAUUGA